AUGCGCGCCGCCGCGCGCCCGCGUCGCGUCGCGCCGCCGCCGCCCGGCGCGCGCCGCGCGCGCGCGCGCUCGCUGCCGAAGCUCUACGUCCCCGGCGACGCGAUGGGCGGCGAGAGCGCCGAGGCCAAGGCGGCGAAGACGCUGCGCCGACUGUUCACGUUCGUCGCGAUUCGCGUCGUGCAGAGCCACCUCGAGGGCGCGGGAAACGACGGAGGAUUCGCGCCGCAGGUCACGGGGCGCGACGGGACGUGCAUGUGCCCGGAUUACGACGACCUGCGACGCGCGAUGGAGGGCGUGCCGCUGGGCGAUGGGGACGAAUGGUUGGACGCGUUCUUCGGGACGAAUCCGGAGGUGGCGCUGCGGAUUUGCGCGUGCAGGGAGACGUACAUGGAGGAGUUUGAUUACGCGCGCGCGAAGACGUUGGUGGAGGAUAUGAUACGCAAAGGGAACGCGCAGUUGAUGAAACGACACGCGACGAGGAGCUUUGGUUUAGAGGGUUCGGGAGACGAGCGAGAGACGUCGUGA
Ostreococcus lucimarinus CCE9901 is the source of this 525-nucleotide messenger RNA. RefSeq lists its product with no specific name. NCBI's taxonomy places the organism in Eukaryota, Viridiplantae, Chlorophyta, Mamiellophyceae, Mamiellales, Bathycoccaceae. The transcript has a single exon. Gene Ontology annotation, molecular function: protein folding chaperone. Bases 1 to 525 code for a protein of 174 amino acids. The record is from RefSeq and is a predicted model, not a curated record. Gene Ontology annotation, biological process: ribulose bisphosphate carboxylase complex assembly.